UUAUUAUUCAUUUAUAGUUGAAAUACAAUAUUAUGUUAGUUUCAGGUGCACAUCAUACUGAUAAAGCUCAUACCCACCUGACACCAUACAUAGUUAUCAGAAUAUCAUUGACUACUGUAUAUUCCCUAUGCUGUACUUUACAUCCCCAUGACCAUUCCAUGACAGCCACUUUGUGCUUAAUGCCUUCCCCUUUUUCUUCCAUCACCCCAACACCCCUCCAUCUGUCAGCUGUCAAAAUGUUCUCUGCGUCUGUGAGUCUGUUUCUGGUCUGCUUGUUAGUUCAUUUUUUCUCAGAUUCAGUUGUUGGUAGAUAUGUAUUUAUUUUAUUGUUAAUAUUUUUUGUCUUUUUUUCUUCUUUUUAAAGAAGACCCUUUAAUAUUUCAUAUAAUUCUGGAUUGGUUGUGAUGAACCCCUUCAGGUUUUCUUAUCGGGGAAGCUCUUUAUCUGUCAUUUGACUCUAACUGAUAGCUUUGCUGGGUAGAGUAAUCUUGGCUAUAGGUCCCUUCUUUUCAUGACUCUGAAUAUUUCUUGCAGUCACUUGUAACCUGAAAAGUUUCUUUUGAGAAAUCAGCUGACUAUCUUAGGGGAAUUCCCCUGUAAGUAACUAAUUUCGUUUCUCUUGCUGAUUUUAAAAUUCUCUAUCUUUAACCUCUGGCAUUUUAAUGAUGUGUUUCAGCAUGAGUCUCUUUGCAUCCAUCUUGUUUGGGACUCUCUGUGCUUCCUGGACUUGCAUGUCUAUUUCCUUCACCAAAUUAGGGGAGUCUUCUUUCAUUAUUGUUUCAAAUACAUUUCCAAUUUCUUGCUCUUUCUCUUCUCCUUGUGGCACCCAUAUGGUGUGAAUGUUGGACUGCUUGAAGUUGUCCCAGAGGCUGUUUCAACUAUCCUCAUUUUUUUGGAUUAUGUCUUUUUUCUUCUUUAUGUCUGAUUGGUUGUUUUUUAUAGUUCUUUAUGUUCCAAAUCAUUGAUUUGGUUCUUGGCUUCAUUCACUCUACUGUUGUUUCCCUGUAAAUUGCUUUUUAUUUCAAUUAGUGUAUCCUUUGUUUCUGACUGGAUCUUUUUUAUGCUGUUGAGGUCUUCAUUGAGUUCCCUGAGCAUCCUUAUAACCAGUGUUUUGAACUUUGCAUCUGAUGGAUUGCUUAUCUCCAUUUUGUUUAGUUCUUUUUUUUUUUUUUGGAGUUUUGAUCUGUUCUUUCAUUUGAGCCAUUUUUUUCCUCAUUAUUGCAGCCUCCCUGUGUUUGUUUCUAUCUAUUAGGUAGAGCUUCUAUGACUCCCUGUCUUGGUAGCAUGGCCUAAUAUAGUAGGUGCCCUGCAGGGUCCAGUGGCACAGCCUCCUCUAUCACCUAAGGUGGGUACUCGAGCUGUGCCCUUCAUGUAGGCUAAGUACACCCUCCUCAUGUAGUUGAGUCUUUGUUGCUGUUGACAGAUCAAUGGGAGGCAUUUAUCCAGUCCAGUCAGCUGCAAAGAUUGGUUGUGACCACAGACCGCUACCCUUUGCACUUCAUGGAGGAUCAGCUGUGCAGGGGCAGGGUGGUGGUGCUCCGGCAUGGCCUGUAGCUGCCCACUGGGUGCACAGGCUCUGGGGUUUCCUGGGUGGUGCUGGGCAAGGUCAGCCCCCACCUGUGUUUUGCCUGGGGCCACCCUGUCUGAGCUAUAAAGCAAUCUGAGAUGGCUGCUACUUUGUGCUGGUUUUGGAGAUAACCAGGCAGAGCCAAGCUGUGAAUCUAAACUGGCUGCUGCUAGUGCCAGGCCUGGGCUGGCCUGGGUCUCACUGAGGCCAGCUGUUCAUCAUUUGAGAGGAUUUAGGAAGUUGUGAAGCGUAAGCCAGGACCACCCAUUCAUAUGGAAAAGCAGCUUGGGUGGGCCAGUUGGUUGGGUGGGGCAGAGUCUCAGGGGAUCUCCAGGGCAGGGCAAACAGUGUAAGUCGGGUUGAUGGAGUCUCAAAUAUGGCACCACCUUGCUGGCUCAGUUGGGUAAGAGUUCAGAAUAGGACAAUGGCCUCUGCUUGCCUUGAUGCCAGAUACUUGUUUCUCCCUAAACACUACUGGUACCUUUCAAGCUUCUACCCCACUGCUGCAGCUCAGAGGGAGUGAGCCUGAGAAGCUAUCUGCAGACCCACCCACGUGCAGAGGAAGGAGCUAGGCACUUGACCUAGGCAUCAUGGCCCACCUGCUGUCCUGCGAAGUGCAGCAGCUGCUCCACAACAAGUUUGUCGUCAUCCUGGGAGACUCUGUCCAGAGGUCUGUGUACAAGGACCUGGUGCUCCUGCUGCAGAAAGAUUGCCUGCUCACCUGCAGGCAGCUCAAGGUCAAGGGGGAGCUGACCUUCGAACAGGACAAGCUGGUGAAUGGAGGCCAGAAGGCUACCAUGCACAACGGCACCAACUACCGUGAAGUCCGGGAGUUCUGCACCAACCACCAUCUGGUGCGCUUCUACUUCCUCACCCGUGUGUACAACGUCUAUGUCCAAGACAUCUUGAAAGAGCUGCAGUCCUAUGAGCAUACCCCGGACGUGGUCAUCAUUAACUCCUGUCUCUGGGACAUCUCCAGGUAUGGGAAGGAUUCCUUUAGCAGCUACCGGAAGAACCUAGAGAACCUGUUCAGGCACCUGGACGAGGUGCUGCCAGAGUCAUGCCUCCUGGUGUGGAACACAGCCAUGCCCGUGGGUGAGAAGAUCACUGGGGGCUUCCUCCCGAGGAAGCAGUCGUCCUUGUCCUUGGAUCUGAAAAAAAAGGUGAUUGAAGCCAACUUCUACAGCUUCAUCGAGGCACAGAAGCACAAUUUUGAUGUGUUGGAUUUGCACUUCCACUUUCGCCAUGCAGAAUUGUACCGCCAGGGCGAUGGGGUACAUUGGGACCAGCGGGCGCACCGACACCUCUCCCAGCUACUGUUGGCCCACAUGGCUGAUGCCUGGGGUGUGGAUCUGCCCUGCCGCCAACCUGUGAGCCAGUUGAUCAGGAGUGGACCUGGACAGGGCGUUGAGAGACAACAGUCCCAGACCAGCAGGAAACAACAGGCCUUAUUACCAUCUCCAUCAUUUUCUCCCAGGCAGCGCCCCCUGCUCCCUUUCCCAGCUCCCCACCUACCCCUGCCCCGACCCCUGCCCCCACAGCCUCUUCCCAUUACCUGUCACCCAGCAGUAAGCCCCCACCUCUUGCCGCAUCCCCAAGACCAGCCUUUCCAGUCCGGUCAGUUCUUUAACCAUCUCCAUUCAGAUGUCCCCUCAUCUACCCAGAGAGGAUUUGAUUUCAAAGCUGAAUUUAUGUUUGAUCCCCAGCCUCCGAGGGUCCCUAGACCCACACCCUAUUAUCAGCAGCCGGCCCCUGUGGUUCACCGGGGUUUUCCCAGGAAUGUACCUCCUGGCCCCUACACACCCUGGAGACAGCCGCCCAGGUCCUACAGGAGGCAGGCCAGAGCCCACCCGGAGCCAAGGCCUCAUUAGGCAGACUCGGGCCUUUUUUCUCUUCACAGACAUGGACUUGACAGAUCAUCUGACUCUGCCUGAUGGACUGAUCUUGUUAACAUAAGUUCAUGAUCCACACUUGGAUUUCCUUUGGUUCUUUGCUGUUACCAGUAAUGUCCGGGAAGAGCGGUCUGACCCCACCUUGUAGGCUCUGGGGCUGAGCAGUUUUUACUCCUGCCUCUCACUCCCUGUUCUCUUUGCCUUUUUGUAAACAGAAAAUGGAAAUUAAAAAGUUGUUUUACAAAAGUA
Artibeus jamaicensis (Jamaican fruit-eating bat) is the source of this 3708-nucleotide messenger RNA. RefSeq names its product PC-esterase domain containing 1B (gene PCED1B). Bases 2158 to 3438 code for a protein of 426 amino acids. The transcript has 2 exons. Lineage: Eukaryota; Metazoa; Chordata; Mammalia; Chiroptera; Phyllostomidae. The record is from RefSeq and is a predicted model, not a curated record.